UCUCGCCAUGCUUCGACCUCGCAGAAUGUCGGUGAGGUACGGGCCCGGCCUUUGGGGCUUGGGGCCUGACUCGUCGCAAGCUUCAUCUUCCUCUUGCUAUAGCCACUGCCUAGCUUCUGUGUCGCCAACUUGUAUACCGUCUCUUCCCGAUCAUCAUCCCAUUCACUGACAUCACGGCAAGAGCGGCUCAUCCGCAGCUGCGUUGCCAGAGACAAGGGCAAAAAAUAAUAAUAAACCUUCUCACCACUCGGUCCCGGUCCCGUUCCAGCGUCUCGUCAACGCUUGGGUAACUUGCAACUCCGCCGCAGCCCGUCAUCACCCAACAUUCAGUUCUCAUUACCUACUGAUUUGCUCGAUUUGGCUCGCGGCCUGUAUUUGAUUUCUUCCAUGGCCUUAGCCAGUCUGUCGCUUUGUCUCUGACGAUCAUUUCUUACCUACCAUUUUCCCUCUCGAUACGACCUUUGGCGCUAGAAGAGCGGCCGACGAUUUUUCCUGGUCGAACUAGCAUCCGAGCUGUGCUCCGCGGGCCCUGACGCCAUACCUCUCUUUUCCUUUCGGAGGAAAAAAAUAAAAUAAAAGCCCAUCAGAUUGGUGUCGAACAUGGCUCCUUCAGUCAAGCAGCGAAAGAUCGCUAUUCUGGGCAGUAGAUCUGUCGGCAAAUCCUCUUUGACCGUCCAAUACUGCGAAGGACAUUUUGUGGAAAGCUACUACCCUACGAUCGAGAAUACCUUCAGCCAUGAGAUUGUCUACAAAGGCCAGACAUUCCUCACGGAAAUCAUCGACACUGCUGGACAGGACGAAUACAGUCUUAUGAAUUCGAAGCUGUACAUUGGUAUACACGGCUACCUCAUUGUCUAUUCGGUGGCCUCGAGGCAAUCGUUUGACAUGGUGAGGAUCAUCCGGGACAAACUCUUGAAUCAUCUUGGUGCCGAGUCGGUUCCUAUCAUGAUCGUCGGCAACAAGAGCGAUGUCGACGCCAAAAAGCAACGCAAAGUCACCGCCGAAGAAGGGCAAAAGCUCGGCCAGGAACUCAAUUGUGGUUGGAUUGAGACCAGCGCGCGGAAUAACCUGAAUGUCGCAAAAGCAUUUGAGAUGAUGAUUGCCGAAAUCGAGAAGUCGCAAGAACCCGACAAGCCUGCUGGUGGAGGGAAGUGUGCAGUGAUGUGAAGAGCAGCAAUUGCACGACUUGCGAAGAUCCUCGGGUGGAUGUCGGUGACCCCUGGGAAUGUUUGAUUUUGGGAAGUUCUUCUGGUUGUCUCAACAUGUUGGGUGGGGUGUACUUGUUAUUAUGCUUUCGGCCUCAGUUGACGUUGGGAAACAUCAGGAUAGACAUCAAGGCGUUUGGCUUUACCCGCGGGCGUCCAUUUUGGAUUUGUGUCUGUCACUCUUGGGCUCAAGGGAGGAGAAAGGAAGUGGGCGCGCACCUCCUCAGAGACCCGGAAUUAGUCCAGUCGCUCGUCGAGCGAGGGAGAAUGCUCGCUGGAUCGGGCUUGCAAAUCAUGCAAUAGACGGAAGAGAUGGAAAUUGGCUAUGACUUUGGCCAAAUAACUAUGAUAAUAUCACCCUGUACUUGAUGUUCUCAAUUCUCC
This is a messenger RNA of Cladophialophora immunda, 1589 nucleotides long. RefSeq lists its product as uncharacterized. Gene Ontology annotation, biological process: small GTPase-mediated signal transduction. Lineage: Eukaryota; Fungi; Ascomycota; Eurotiomycetes; Chaetothyriales; Herpotrichiellaceae. Gene Ontology annotation, cellular component: plasma membrane. Gene Ontology annotation, molecular function: GTPase activity; GTP binding; GDP binding. The transcript is spliced from 4 exons. The coding region runs from base 601 to 1167 and encodes 188 amino acids. The record is from RefSeq and is a predicted model, not a curated record.